Molecule: messenger RNA, 4658 nt
Organism: Apodemus sylvaticus (European woodmouse)
Lineage: Eukaryota; Metazoa; Chordata; Mammalia; Rodentia; Muridae
Gene: Tgfbr2
Product: transforming growth factor beta receptor 2
Exons: 8
Coding region: 214-1992 (592 amino acids)
Biological process (GO): transforming growth factor beta receptor signaling pathway; protein phosphorylation; cellular response to growth factor stimulus
Cellular component (GO): signaling receptor complex; plasma membrane
Molecular function (GO): ATP binding; type I transforming growth factor beta receptor binding; transforming growth factor beta receptor activity, type II
Source: RefSeq, a predicted model, not a curated record
GCGCACACGCUCGCCUGGGGGACGGAGCCCCAGCCUCCUGCUCAGCUCUCCUCGGCCGCCGGGGGCCUCCUCCCGGCCUCCGAGCUCCCGGGAUCGCCGGCCACAUCUGGCCCGCAUCCUGAGAGGGCGAGGAGUAAAGGCGCAGCCCGGGGUCCCCGAGGCUCGGUUCGCGGCGCCCCAGGGGCCGGUCUAUGACGAGCGACGGGGGCUGCCAUGGGUCGGGGGCUGCUCCGGGGCCUGUGGCCGCUGCACAUCGUGCUGUGGACGCGCAUCGCCAGCACGAUCCCGCCGCACGUUCCCAAGUCGGAUGUGGAGACGGAGGCCCAGAAAGCUGCAUCCAUGCACCUCAGCUGUAAUAGGACCAUCCACCCACUGAAACAUUUUAACAGCGAUGUAAUGGCCAACGACAACGGCGGUGCGGUCAAGCUUCCACAACUGUGCAAGUUUUGUGACGUGAGAUUGUCCACCUGUGACAACCAGAAGUCCUGCAUGAGCAACUGCAGCAUCACUGCCAUCUGUGAGAAGCCGCAUGAAGUCUGCGUGGCCGUGUGGAGGAAGAAUGACAAGAACAUUACUCUGGAGACGGUUUGCCAUGACCCCAAGCUCACCUACCAUGGCUUCGCUCUGGAAGAUGCCACUUCUCCCAAGUGUGUCAUGAAGGAAAAGAAAAGGGCGGGCGAGACUUUCUUCAUGUGUGCCUGUAACACGGAGGAGUGUAACGAUUACGUCAUCUUUUCAGAAGAAUACACCACCAGCAGUCCUGACCUGUUGUUGGUCAUUAUUCAAGUGACGGGCGUCAGCCUCCUGCCUCCGCUGGGGAUUGCCAUAGCCGUCAUCAUCAUCUUCUACUGCUAUCGUGUCCACCGGCAGCAGAAGUUGAGCCCGUCCUGGGAGAGCAGCAAGCCCCGGAAGCUCAUGGAUUUCAGCGACAACUGCGCCAUCAUCCUGGAGGACGACCGGUCCGACAUCAGCUCCACGUGCGCCAACAACAUCAACCACAACACAGAACUGCUGCCCAUCGAGCUGGACACACUGGUGGGGAAGGGCCGCUUUGCCGAGGUCUACAAGGCCAAGCUGAAGCAGAACACGUCAGAGCAGUUUGAGACGGUGGCUGUCAAGAUCUUCCCCUACGAGGAAUACUCUUCGUGGAAAACGGAGAAGGACAUCUUCUCCGACAUCAACCUGAAGCACGAGAACAUCCUGCAGUUCCUGACAGCCGAGGAGCGGAAGACGGAGCUGGGCAAGCAGUACUGGCUCAUUACAGCCUUCCACGCGAAGGGCAACCUGCAGGAGUACCUCACGAGGCACGUCAUCAGCUGGGAGGACCUGCGGAAGCUGGGCAGCUCCCUGGCCCGGGGCAUAGCUCACCUCCACAGUGACCACACUCCUUGUGGGAGGCCCAAGAUGCCCAUCGUUCACAGGGACCUCAAGAGCUCCAACAUCCUAGUGAAGAACGAUUUGACCUGUUGCCUGUGUGACUUCGGGCUGUCCUUGCGCCUGGACCCCACUCUGUCUGUGGAUGACCUGGCCAACAGUGGGCAGGUGGGGACGGCGAGAUACAUGGCCCCCGAAGUUCUAGAAUCCAGGAUGAAUCUGGAAAACGUGGAGUCAUUCAAGCAGACAGACGUCUACUCCAUGGCUCUGGUGCUCUGGGAAAUGACGUCCCGCUGCAACGCUGUGGGAGAAGUGAAAGAUUACGAGCCCCCGUUUGGUUCCAAGGUGCGGGAGCACCCCUGUGUGGAGAGCAUGAAAGACAGCGUUCUGAGAGACCGAGGGCGGCCUGAAAUCCCCAGCUUCUGGCUCAACCACCAGGGCAUCCAGGUCGUGUGUGAGACGCUGACGGAGUGCUGGGACCAUGACCCCGAGGCCCGCCUCACAGCCCAGUGUGUGGCAGAGCGCUUCAGUGAGCUGGAACACCCAGAGAGACUCUCUGGGAGGAGCUGCUCCCAGGAGAAGAUUCCAGAAGAUGGCUCACUGAACACUACCAAAUAGCUUUCUCUGGGCAGGCUGGGCCAAGCCCCCAGAAGCCGUCCUCCAGCCAAAGACCAGAGGCAGCAGGAUGCUUUCCUGACUGAUGCUUCUGGAAAACCAAGGACUUGCUCCCUUCUUCCCCAGUAGCUGCUCCAUGUUCAGAAGUGGCAGCAAUGCAGUGGCGGCGGUGGCGGCGGGGGAUGAGUGACAGAGGGCAUCCUAUGCCUAGGACAUCGUCAUGGCAUAAGCUGAGCUAGCACCUCCUCAGGAAAUGAGAUUGAUUCUUACAACAGCCAAUAACAUUUGCACUUUAUUAAUGCCUGUAUGUAAAUAUGAAUAGCUAUGUUUUAUAUAUAUAUCUAUCUAUAUAUAUAUCUAUAUGUCUAUAUCUCUCUAUAUAUAGCCGUACUCUGCAAGGAGACAAAGAAAACGAUCAAAAAUGUUCCCGGGGAAUUAGUUUUUAUUGGAGAGUUCUGGAAUGGAGCGGAAGGGACUCGGGAUAGCGUUGGCACUUGACAAUCAGUCACACAAGCAAUAGUUCCCCUGACUGCAGGGAUGAGGGCACAAUUGUAUGAGAAGGAUCCAUGCCUUGCAGCCUGCUCUGGCCACAGAACACUGUUUUGCAAGCAUUACCCUCUGCAGUAGGACGCUUCCCGGACCCAGGGAGCUAAGUCCUGACCCAACACUGUGUCCCAGGGUCUCCCAGGUGUCUUUGUUUCCCUUGAUUGUUAUCGUUGACAUUUGAACCCCACAUCUGACCUGUGAACCUUCUGACUUAGCCUUGAAACUUGGCCCCAUCUUCCUGCUUUGACAAGCUUCCAAAAUCAAAGAAGACUGCUCCCCACCCACGAGAUUGAUCCACCCUCUGCCGAUAAGAUUGAGUUCUUCGAUUCUUUCCUUUGCAUAAGAUACUGUUAUUUGUUCCCAGCCAUUAUCUUUUGUCUUUUUUUUUAAACGUGGCACGCCCGGCACCCAGCCCCUGAGGCUCCUUGUGUUUAAUUUUUGUUGCUCUGCUGCUAGAGCCCCCAGCUUGCCAUGGCAACUAGAGUGGGUUCCACUUCUCAGCCUCCCCAAUAGCAGACAGGAAUUGAAUGGCACACACUGCCCAUCCUCUACAAGUGUGUCGGGGACACUUUGAACCCUGUUUUCCUCGGUCAACACACUGUCGAAAAAGUGAGUUGAGCUUCUUUUGAACUAUUUGGGAGGUUGCAGGAAAAAAAAUCUAGAUUACCCCAAUAAGGAGAGAAGGUGGCUCCUAGCUCCGCCCCCAGGUGGCCUCAUUUGCAGCCAGAAGGUGUGGACUCACUUCUCUCUGAGAAGCCCCCAUGAUUUCCCAUUACCCACACUCACCCCUGUCUGGAAAUGAAAGCUGCUUCUAGCCAGGAUCCAUUGUAAGAAAAGUGCAUUUGCAAGCAUGGAGAGAUAGCUCAGCAAGUGAGGAUGGUUUCCUCACAAACAUGAGGGCCUGAGUUCAAUCUCCCAGAACCCACUGCAAAAGCCAUGUUCAGUGGGACACACUUGUCAUCUCAGCACUGGGAGGUGAACAUCCCUGGGAGCCCAGGGCUAGGAAGACUGUCUCCAAAGCAGAGUGACAACAUCUGACAUUGACCUCUGACCUCCAUCACACAUGCACCCAUGAACACCCUUGCACACGUGCACACGGUAGAAAUGUGCAUUCAUUUUGCCUUGCUCUGGGGACAGAUUGGAUUGCACAAACCCUAUCUGAUGUUAUGAUUUGAAAUUGACAUAAAUUGGACCUCAGGAGACCUGCAGUGUGUGACCUCAUCAGGUCAGGUCUCUUUGCAUGCAUAUUAAGUUUCAUCUGCCUCUCUGCAAGGGGCUGAUUCUCUGCUCUAAGAAUCUCCCUUUAUGGCUACUGGUCUCUGCAUGGUCCUAACCUGCAGAACUUACAAGUGCAUAUUUGAACAGGGGUCACAAAGGAGUUCCAUGUAGAGAUGGGGAAUCUGUCCACUUGGACGAGAGCAGAGAAUGAACUUUAAUAGGAAGAGUGUUAAUCCAUCAACAAAUGUGGAUGUUGCAAAUCAAUCUUUUUUUUUUUAAAGAAAAAUGUGGUUUUGAAGUUAUAUAUUUUCAACCAAAUAGGACCAUGAUUGGCGAACCAUCAAGGGGUCUUUUGUUCCGACUGUAGGAUACAUGGUCAAGUUGGGGGUAGGAUAAAAAUCUAUGCACUCUUUCCCAUGAAAGUGGGCAGCAAACACCGUGGAAAGCCCCAACCCACUUGCUCCUUUGGGCUUGUGAGUGCUAACCUAGUAGCUGUUGUUCAGCGCCCUCUAGCGAUGAAUUUACAGAACGCUGGUCCACUAGUGGGAUUUCUAGGGUUCAAAAGUGACUUCACUUCCGGGUCAUCAUCAGAAACUGGAAUAUGGUGUCAUGUUACUGUGGCUUGUUUUGUUUAUGCCAUUUCUUUUCUUUAUUCAAGAAAAAGACCAAGGAAUAGCAUCAUUGUCAUUCCUAAAAGUGUUGACUCUUGUUCACUAUUCUGCAUAAAGGAAAGGUUUUAUUCUUUUAUCAAACACUUCGGCCAGACUCAUGUAUUAAAAUAGGAAUGUGAAUGCACAAUAUUCUUUUUUAUAUCAAAACCUAAAGCACUUAUUUUCAACCUAUGUGGUGUUUGUCUUUUAUAUAAAUAAAAAUGUCUAGUAGAUCAAAUAAAUCCAAAGUACACA